AUGUUAAUAGGCGUGGUGGUGGACUUCGACCGGCAGCAGCCGACCUCCCGUUCGGACGGAAAGAAAGAGGUGGUGGCGACGAUCAAAUCUCAACUGAGUGGCGACGAAUCGAAGAUGGUAGGUGUAUUGGUGGUGGGUGACGGGGUCACCGACGCUGCCGCCUGUCCUCCCGCCGACGCCUUCCUAGGCUUUGGCGGUGUCAUCACUCGGCCCUCCGUACAACGCGCCACUCCCUUCUUCUUUCACUCUUUCGACGAGAUGCACACAUUCCUCCAGCACUGUGGCCUCAUCGCUCACUCAUCUUAA
This is a messenger RNA of Echinococcus granulosus, 306 nucleotides long. RefSeq names its product Phosphoserine phosphatase. Lineage: Eukaryota; Metazoa; Platyhelminthes; Cestoda; Cyclophyllidea; Taeniidae. Gene Ontology annotation, cellular component: cytoplasm. The record is from RefSeq and is a predicted model, not a curated record. Gene Ontology annotation, molecular function: magnesium ion binding. Gene Ontology annotation, biological process: dephosphorylation; L-serine biosynthetic process. The transcript has a single exon. Bases 1 to 306 code for a protein of 101 amino acids.